This is a messenger RNA of Alexandromys fortis (reed vole), 6384 nucleotides long. It is a transcript of the gene Smg7, whose product is annotated as SMG7 nonsense mediated mRNA decay factor. The record is from RefSeq and is a predicted model, not a curated record. Bases 640 to 4137 code for a protein of 1165 amino acids. Gene Ontology annotation, cellular component: telomerase holoenzyme complex. Gene Ontology annotation, molecular function: telomerase RNA binding; telomeric repeat DNA binding; protein binding. NCBI's taxonomy places the organism in Eukaryota, Metazoa, Chordata, Mammalia, Rodentia, Cricetidae. Gene Ontology annotation, biological process: nuclear-transcribed mRNA catabolic process, nonsense-mediated decay. The transcript has 25 exons.
CUGAGGGGGAGGAAGGCUUUGAGUGUGACUCCCGGCGGAUUCGGGCUCGAUGUUCGCGGGGAGCGUGGGGUGGCCCCCUCGCACGGGGGGAGAGGCGCGGACCAUUAGGAAGCCGCCGAGCGCCGCCACCAACCCCCUCAGCGGGCGCGCAGGCGCCGCACAACUUGCUGACCCCAAAAGGGAGCGGUAUAGAGAAGCGGAAAUCACCCCGAGGGACCGGCACUGCUAAAGUCUCGCGAGAGCGAAUCCGACUUCCUUCCUCUGGUUUUCCCUCCUCUUCCCCCGCCCCCUUCCCUUCUCCCUCCUCUUCCCCCUCCCGAGCCGAGCGUCCCUGUGUCCCACAGGCCGGAGCCGCAGCUAGAGCAGCUUUCCCUACUCCCUCCCCCUCGCCUCACUCACUCUCCCCCCCCCCACCCCGCGCCGAGCGAGGAGGAGUCGGAGGAGAGGAAGAUGGCGGCGGCCGCCAGCACCCGCGGGGCUGCGGGGCCGCUCCGAGGAGCCUGAGAGACCCACGGAGGCUUCGCGGAGAGACGCGGCGGCGGAGGAUGAGCCUGCAGAGCGCGCAGUAUCUCCGGUGCCGGAAGCACAAUUUCUGCACUGUGUGAGUGUCUUAAACCAUUCUACCUUGUGAGAAAUUGGAUGCUCUUGCAGAUAGUCAUUGUGGGAGAAAACGUUUCAUUUAAGUCCCAGAUGAGGACCGAAAACUUGAAAUCAGAGGAGCAUCUGAAAUCAAGUAAUAUUAGGCAGGCAGAAGUCCUGAAGGCUGAAAUGACAGAUUCUAAGCUGGGUCCAGCUGAGGUCUGGACAUCCAGGCAAGCUCUGCAGGACUUGUACCAGAAAAUGCUAGUUACUGAUCUGGAAUAUGCUUUAGACAAGAAAGUAGAACAGGAUCUCUGGAAUCAUGCCUUUAAGAAUCAGAUCACAACACUACAAGGCCAAGCAAAGAAUCGAGCAAACCCAAAUCGGAGUGAAGUUCAGGCAAACCUUUCUCUGUUCCUAGAGGCAGCUAGUGGCUUCUAUACUCAGUUAUUACAGGAACUGUGUACGGUGUUUAAUGUAGAUUUGCCGUGCCGUGUGAAGUCUUCCCAAUUGGGAAUUAUUAGCAAUAAACAGACGCACACCAGCGCCAUAGUGAAGCCACAGUCCAGCUCCUGUUCCUACAUUUGCCAGCACUGCCUCGUCCACCUUGGAGACAUUGCUCGAUACAGAAACCAGACCAGCCAGGCAGAGUCCUACUAUAGGCAUGCAGCUCAGCUUGUCCCCUCCAAUGGUCAGCCUUACAAUCAGUUGGCUAUCUUAGCUUCUUCCAAAGGAGACCACCUGACCACAAUUUUCUACUACUGCAGAAGCAUUGCUGUGAAAUUCCCUUUCCCAGCUGCCUCCACCAAUCUACAGAAAGCACUUUCUAAAGCACUGGAAAGCCGGGAUGAGUUGAAAACCAAGUGGGGUGUUUCUGACUUCAUCAAGGCGUUUAUUAAAUUCCAUGGCCAUGUAUACCUGAGUAAGAGUUUGGAAAAGUUGAGCCCUCUUCGAGAGAAGUUGGAAGAACAGUUUAAGAAGCUGCUGUUCCAAAAAGCUUUCAACUCUCAGCAGUUAGUUCAUGUCACUGUCAUUAACCUGUUUCAACUUCAUCAUCUUCGUGACUUUAGCAAUGAAACAGAGCAGCACAGUUACAGCCAAGAUGAACAGCUGUGCUGGACCCAGUUGCUGGCCCUCUUUAUGUCUUUUCUUGGCAUCCUGUGCAAAUGUCCUCUCCAGAACGAUUCUCAGGAGUCCUACAAUGCCUAUCCCCUUCCUGCAGUCAAGGUCUCCAUGGACUGGCUAAGACUCCGACCUCGAAUCUUUCAGGAAGCAGUGGUGGAUGAAAGGCAGUACAUUUGGCCCUGGCUAAUUUCUCUUCUAAAUAGUUUCCAUCCCCAUGAAGAUGAUCUUUCAAGUACUAAUGCCACACCUCUUCCAGAAGAGUUUGAAUUACAAGGAUUCUUGGCUUUAAGACCUUCUUUCAGGAACUUGGAUUUUUCCAAAGGCCAUCAGGGUAUUACAGGAGACAAAGAGGGUCAACAGAGACGAAUACGACAGCAGCGUUUGAUCUCCAUAGGGAAAUGGAUUGCUGACAAUCAGCCACGGUUGAUUCAGUGUGAAAAUGAGGUAGGGAAAUUGUUAUUUAUCACAGAAAUUCCAGAAUUAAUAUUAGAAGACCCCAGUGAAACCAAAGAGAACCUCAUCCUACAAGAAACAUCUGUGAUAGAGUCACUAGCUACUGAUGGAAGCCCGGGACUGAAGUCAGUGCUGUCUACAGGCCGAAAUCCAAGCAACAACUGUGACCCAGGAGAAAAACCAGUGGUCACCUUCAAAGAGAAUGUUAAACCACGAGAAGUGAACAGAGACCAAGGAAGAAGCUUUCCUCCCAAAGAGGUAAAAUCCCAGACGGAACUAAGAAAGACUCCAGUGUCUGAAGCCAGGAAAACACCUGUCACUCAAACUCCAAGUCAAGCGAAUAAUUCUCAGUUCAUCCCCAUUCAUCACCCCGGAGCUUUCCCUCCUCUUCCCAGCCGACCAGGGUUCCCGCCCCCAACAUAUGUUAUCCCCCCUCCUGUGGCAUUCUCUAUGGGCUCAGGUUACACCUUCCCAGCUGGUGUUUCUGUCCCAGGAACCUUUCUUCAGUCUACAGCUCACUCUCCAGCAGGAAACCAGGUGCAAGCUGGGAAACAGUCCCACAUUCCUUACAGCCAGCAACGGCCCUCUGGACCAGGGCCAAUGAACCAGGGACCUCAACAAUCACAGCCACCUUCCCAGACACCCCUUACAUCUUUACCAGCUCAGCCAACAGCACAGUCUACAAGCCAGUUGCAGGUUCAAGCUCUAGCUCAGCAACAGCAAUCCCCUACAAAAGUCAUACCAGCUUUGGGGAAAAGCCCACCUCAUCACUCUGGAUUCCAGCAGUAUCAACAGGCAGAUGCCUCCAAACAGCUGUGGAAUCCCCCUCAGGUUCAAGGCCCACUAGGGAAAAUUAUGCCUGUGAAACAGCCCUACUACCUUCAGACCCAAGACCCUAUAAAACUGUUUGAGCCGUCAUUGCAACCUCCUGUAAUACAGCAGCAGCCUCUAGAGAAAAAAAUGAAGCCUUUCCCCAUGGAGCCAUAUAACCACAAUCCCUCAGAAGUCAAGGUCCCAGAGUUCUACUGGGAUUCUUCCUACAGCAUGGCUGAUAACAGAGCAGUAAUGGCACAGCAACCAAAUAUGGACCGCAGAAGCAAACGGUCCCCAGGAGUCUUCCGUCCAGAGCAGGACCCUGUGCCCAGGAUGCCAUUUGAGGAUCCCAAGAGCUCCCCUCUGCUUCCUCCGGACCUGUUAAAGAGUCUGGCUGCCUUGGAGGAAGAGGAAGAGCUGAUCUUUUCUAACCCUCCUGAUCUUUACCCAGCUCUGCUGGGUCCUCUCGCCUCUCUUCCUGGACGAAGCCUCUUUAAAUCCUUAUUGGAGAAGCCUUCAGAACUCAUGUCACAUUCAUCUUCUUUCUUGUCCCUCACUGGAUUCUCUGUCAAUCAGGAACGAUAUCCAAACAGCAGUAUGUUCAAUGAAGUGUAUGGGAAAAACCUGACAACCAGCUCCAAGGCAGAACUGAACCCCUCAGUUGCCUCCCAAGAAACAUCAUUGUACUCCCUUUUUGAAGGGACCCCUUGGUCUCCAUCACUUCCCGCCAGUUCAGAUCAUUCAACACCAGCCAGCCAGUCUCCUCAUUCUUCUAACCCAAGCAGCCUGCCCAGUUCUCCUCCAACACAUAACCAUAAUUCUGCUCCAUUCUCUAAUUUUGGACCCAUUGGAACGCCAGAUAACAGGGAUAGGCGGCCUGCAGAUCGGUGGAAAACUGAUAAACCAGCCAUGGGUGGUUUUGGCGUUGAUUAUCUCUCAGCAACAUCAUCAUCUGAGAGCAGUUGGCAUCAGGCUAGCACUCCAAGUGGCACCUGGACAGGCCACGGCCCCUCCAUGGAGGAUUCCUCCGCUGUCCUCAUGGAAAACUUAAAGUCUAUCUGGUCCAGUUCCAUGAUGCAUCCUGGACCCUCCGCUCUGGAGCAGUUGUUAAUGCAGCAGAAGCAGAAACAACAGCGGGGACAAGGUGCCAUGAACCCUCCACACUGAGGCCACAGUAGCGACCCAGGGAAUGAAGGCUCCAUAAACCAUGGCAUGUUGGGUUUGCAGGACUGGCCCACACAGACCCUGCAGGUGGCAGCCCUCUUGUCUGUUUCUUGCUGUCGAGAGGGUGUAAGUGUUCCACCAGCCCGCUGAGUGUGCACGAAAUGUUCGCAGUGCAACAAAAAGAAAAAACCCAUCAGGAACUCUGGUUCCCCGGGGCUUUCCGGAGGAGAGAGGAGCUGCUGUUUGUUUCACUCGGUUACUAAUAGCACGCCUCUCACCUUCUCCACCGCGCAUGUCCCCAACACGUGGGAAGUGGAAGCUGAGAAGGGAAGGCAGAUGGGAGAAGCCAAUAGGAACUUCUCAGUCCUUUUUUCCUCUUUGGGGAAUAAAAUAGGAAUCCAUUAUGAGUGCUUUGCUGACUGAGAAUGUAGUUGAAAUUACUCUUAAACAUCUUUUAUUGUUAUUACUCUCAGUAGCAAAAUAACACACUGAAUUCUUCCAUACACAGGUGUACUUCUAGUCAGUGUGGAGCAAAGACAGUCCCGUUUGUGCUCCCGUGAGAGGUCGGUGGUGACAGGACAGGGAACUGACCUCUUAAGCCAGUGGGAGUGUUCCAUAAGGGAGAGUACAGGCCUCUUAGAAGGUUCUGGCAGGCCUUCCUCCAGCCUGGAAACUCCAGCAGGAAAUGCCCUUCACUCUGUAGGUGCUCGAGCCCUAAUCGAGGAUGCAGUGUGGGUGGUGCUGCUGGGCUAGACCAGCAGGUGGCUGCUGUAAGAUUUCAAAUUAAUGUUUUUGAUUCCUACACUUUUGCAGUAGCGUAGCAAGCAGUCUCACAGAAGGCAGGCUAGUCCAUUCAUAGCCUGGAACACAUUUUAAUAGGUGGAUGCUUUCAGUGUGGUUAUUUUUUGUUAAGUUGGUUUUGUGUCCCCAUCCUGCUUACCAGCCUCUUGCACCAGUCUCCACCCCUUUAGCCAUAUGCUGUAUCCUAGUAAUUGUUUUAUCCCUAACCUGUGCAACAUCUCGCCAAGAAGCAGCAGCAUGGGGCCAGCACUUGGGGCCCAAAAGACGGUCUGAAGAGGAGGAAGCAGUAGUGCCUGCAUCACUACAGAGGAGCCAGGCCUCUGCCCAUCGCAGGCUCCCAGCCUUCAUUCACCUCAAGAACAAAAUUGAAGGCAACGGACAAAUGCACACUGUGCACAGAAGAAAUCACAACGAACGCCGCUUUGAAAAGGGCGAAAGAAAGGAAUAAACUCUUUAUUUCAUAUUUAUUGGGAGGAAAGAGGACUGAAGAUGUUCUGUGUAGGAACAGAAGGACGGCAUUUCUGUUAGUCAUUUCCUGGAAAAGUAAUAUUUUAAGGGGAAAUUAUGGAAACAAUCUAAAUGUCCAAUUGCUGUGCUAGGAUAGGAAUUAUUUUCUGGGAGGUAGGUGUGUGUGUGUGUGUGUGUGUGUGUGUGCGUGUGUGUGUGCGUGUGUGUGUGUGCGCGCGUGCGUGUGUCCCCACACAUGGCUGUCUAUUCUCCCAGAGGGCAUGGGCUGAGUGUGGGAGUUAGGAGGAACUGAGCUGGAAGACAGCUGUAGAGCAAAGCACAUCAGGAACCCCGGGUGUCAUGGGAUCUGGGUGGCCCCAGCAAUGAGAAGGGGUGAGGUAGUGCUCAUUGCUCUUCAGAAAGAGUGCUUGAAGCCCCAGGCUUAAUGCUAUUGCAUUUUUAGUUUGACAUGGUAUUUGGGUUUUCUUGGUUUUGUUUUGUUUUGUUUUUGAAAGGUCUAGAAGUGAAACCCCCCACCCAAUGGCAAAUGAAACCCUCUGUGCUGCUCCAGUCCCCUCCAUUUGUCCACCUUUGUCCUCUUCCCUGUUUCUUCCCUGCUGCCUUCACCCAGUUUGUGUGCGUAAGCUCUGCAUUCAGACAGCUGCAACAUUCCGAUGUUGGAAAUGUCCCUGAUUCUUGCACCUUAGACCAGCCAACAGGUUUACCAUCUCCCUCCCAGUAGUACCCACUUCCCAUCUACAGCCCCAGUCUGCAUGAGAAUUUGGUGUUUGGAAUGUUUUAUGACUCUUGGCAGGCUUCCUUGCCUUGCCAUCCUCAAUAUGGGGUAAGGAGGAAGAGGAGGAGAAGAAUCUUCAACUGGUUUUGUGUAAUAAACUUUCCUUUGUGUUUUGUUUUGAUUUUUUUUUCUCCUGUCUGUCUGUGCAAGAUCUGCAGCUGCUGAAAUCAGCUUUGCCUUUAAUUAAACCGUGUUCUCUCCAACCA